CCCAGGCGGGUUCGGGCCGGCGGAGGCGGGGAAGUGGCCAGUCGGCCUUGCCCGCCUCUCUGCCAGCCGUCGUUCCAGGCUCCCGCUCCUCCUCGCAAGCAAGCCUUCCUCGGUGCAGACCCGAUCCGAGAACCAGCGCAAAGAUGCCGUCCCAACUAGAACACGCCAUGGAAACGGUGAUGUUUACCUUUCACAAGUUUGCCGGGGAUAAGAACUACCUAACCAAAGAGGAUCUGCGCCAGCUGAUGGAGAAAGAGGUCCCCGGCUAUAUGGAAAACCAGAAAGAUCCGAUGGCCAUCGACAGGAUCAUGAAGAACCUGGAGGAAUGCCGAGACGGCAAGAUCAACUUCGAGGGGUACCUCUCCCUUUUUGCCGGCCUGACCAACGGCUGCAACGAGUAUUACGUGAAGAAGAUGAAGCCCACCGGGAAGAAGUAUUGAGGGGAAUACCCUCCUCCAUCGCGUGCUGGCCCGGGGGGGUGGGGUGCGUGGCUGUGCCAAUUUCACCCCGCAAGAACCUGCUGUAUCAAAGCUCCCUUUCUCUUUCCCAAAACUAACGGCUCCCACUUACAACGUCUCCGUCAUGUUUCAAGCCUAGCUGUGCAGCUUAGCGAGGGAUGAUUCAGGCCCUAUGAUAAACCCGUCGCCCCAUCAACUUUUCUCUAAAAUGUGCCCCCAGAUCUCUCUCUCCCUCCGCUACCACCGGGCUUUACCUAUGCUGUAUCUUUUUUGUACGGACGUGAAAUAAAACAUUUUCCUUCUACCAAACAGA
Pogona vitticeps (central bearded dragon) is the source of this 771-nucleotide messenger RNA. It is a transcript of the gene S100A10, whose product is annotated as S100 calcium binding protein A10. NCBI's taxonomy places the organism in Eukaryota, Metazoa, Chordata, Lepidosauria, Squamata, Agamidae. Gene Ontology annotation, molecular function: calcium ion binding; calcium-dependent protein binding. Gene Ontology annotation, cellular component: cytoplasm. The record is from RefSeq and is a predicted model, not a curated record.